UUGCAAUUUUGACGUCUUGGUCUGUGGUUUUGGUUUCGAUUGUUUACAAUUUUUUGGUGUACGUGUAACUUUUGUAUUUGAUAUUCGUCCAACAUGACUUUAUUAGUGGUUACUUUCUUUGAAAAAAAUAAUUCCACAUAUUACGUGUCUUUCUAACCAAGGGACUGGAACGUCGACAAAAAAUAGUUUUCAUUGAAAAACGCUGAAUUCUGUUCAUAGCACUCUAUUUUGUAGCACAAAUUAAAUUUAAAGUAAGAGUAUUCCUUUAAUAAGCAAAUAUGCUUAAGGUUAAGAGUGAAGUUCGAUUUAUUUUCUACGCAAGUUCCAUAUUCAUAUGCUAUUUCGUGUUUGGCAUGUUACAAGAGAAAAUAACAAGAGGAAAGUAUGGGGUCAGCGAUAAGUAUACAUGUUCGCUCACGCUUGUGUUAAUCCAAUGUGUGGUGAACUACAUAUUUGCCCAAAUAUUAAUGUUGUCGUGGAACCAUGAAAAGGACACAACUAGAAAGAUGUACUACUUUGCCUCAGCGCUGACAUAUUUAUUAGCAAUGGUGUGCUCUGUGAUGGCACUACAGUAUAUUAACUACCCCACUCAGGUUGUUGGUAAAGCUGCAAAACCUAUUCCUGUCAUGAUCCUAGGUGUUCUAAUAGGACGCAAAGUGUAUCCACUGAAGAAGUAUUUAUUUGUCUUCCUUAUUGUUGUUGGAAUCGUCAUGUUUAUGUACAAAGACCAAGGAAAGAAAGCAAUUAAUGAUGAUUCUCAAGGAGUGGGAAUCGGAGAAGUGUUACUGAUUCUGUCCUUGACCAUGGAUGGCUUAACUGGAGCUGUUCAGGAAAGAAUAAAAAGUGAGUCGGCGCCUACAGCGUAUUCUAUGAUGCUCAACACGAAUUGGUGGUCAUCAAUAAUCAUUACUGUGGGCGUGAUUCUAAGUGGCGAAAUCUUGGAAUUUUGGACAUUUGUCAGCAAGUACCCUGAAGUUAUCAUCUAUAUAAUUAGCUUCGCCCUCACGGGUGCUCUGGGGCAACUCUUCAUAUUUUACAUGGUAGCGGAGUUUGGUCCUCUCCCGUGUGCAGUAGUAACGACAACGAGAAAGUUCUUUACUGUACUCGCGUCUGUUAUUAUAUUUGGAAAUGUGUUAUUAGCACGGCAGUGGCUUGGGGCCAUUUUAGUAUUUACUGGUCUAUUUUUAGACAUCUUCUAUAAUAAAGGAAAAGCUCAGUCAGCAAAGAAAGAACAAAUUAAAUGACUGCAGAAUGACGGUGAUCGUAUACCCAAAGACGACACGCAAGAGGCGCUACAGCCGCAAAAUGUCCACGCAACGCAAACUUCAGUACUGUAAAUA
Molecule: messenger RNA, 1340 nt
Organism: Maniola jurtina (meadow brown)
Lineage: Eukaryota; Metazoa; Arthropoda; Insecta; Lepidoptera; Nymphalidae
Gene: meigo
Product: solute carrier family 35 member B1 homolog
Exons: 7
Coding region: 279-1244 (321 amino acids)
Biological process (GO): UDP-galactose transmembrane transport
Cellular component (GO): Golgi membrane; endoplasmic reticulum membrane
Molecular function (GO): UDP-galactose transmembrane transporter activity; UDP-glucose transmembrane transporter activity
Source: RefSeq, a predicted model, not a curated record